Molecule: messenger RNA, 1347 nt
Organism: Alternaria arborescens
Lineage: Eukaryota; Fungi; Ascomycota; Dothideomycetes; Pleosporales; Pleosporaceae
Exons: 5
Coding region: 1-1347 (448 amino acids)
Molecular function (GO): actin binding
Source: RefSeq, a predicted model, not a curated record
AUGCCCCCACCACCGCCUCCUCCGCCGCCUCCACCCCCAGGUAUGGGAAGGGGAGCUGGUAGAGGUAUGCCGCCGCCGCCUGGCAAGGCACCUGGUGCCAAAGCACCUGCUUCAGGUGCAGGACGAGGCGCACUCCUCGGCGACAUUACAAAGGGCGCACGAUUGAAGAAAGUUACAGUGGUUAACGAUCGAUCCGCGCCUAUCGUUGGCAAAGUGAGCGACGGGCCCGCUCCAGUCGCCAUGGGCGCACCUGCAAUUCCGACAAUGGGCAAGGCACCGGCAGUCCCAGGUCUUGCGCCGCCAGGGAACCGAGCAAGAAGCAACAGUGAUACUGGAGACGCGCCUGCUGCGCCCCCGCAGCUGGGGGGACUGUUCGCAGGAGGAAUGCCGAAGCUAAGAAAGUCAGGCGGUGUCAAGACCGGCGCAGAAGCUCCGUCCUAUGCUUCAGAUCCUGAGUCGAAUAGAGGCUCGGGAGCACCCAAACCACCUUCAUCAUUACCUCCCGCACCACCAGCUAUGAACACCAGACCGCAACUCAACGCUCUUCGGGGCCAAGACUCAAGACCCAACUCGGUAGCCUCAAGUAUAAGCGGCAAGCCCAAACCUCCGUUACCUCUAGGGAAAAAACCACCUAUCCCCCCUCCCUCAUCUCGCAAACCGUCCAAUCUUGCCGCUCGAGCAUCUCCGGCUCCCCCUUCGCUUCCUCCGGCACCACCACCAUUGCCACCAACUUCAACAUCCCCUAGACCAACUGCUGUUCCUCCACCACCGCCAUUACCGCCUUCGAGAUCAACCCCUCCACCUCCUCCUCCGCCGUCCGUGCCUCCCCCAGCGAGCGCACAGGACGAUGACGACGAAUACGACCCGUACAAAUACGAUAGUCGCGCGCCAUCCGCCCCGCCCGCCCCGCCACCACCACCGCCGCCUCCAUCGAACGGACACACGCCCUCUCUAGCUGAAACCGCCGCGCGCAAUGCGUACAGUCGCACAUCGCCUGCUGCGCCACCGCCUCCUCCACCUCAAGCAGCGCCGCCCAGUGCACCCGCGCCUUCUCCCCCACCCAGUGCCCCAAUGAGUCGGCCUGCGUCUCAAACACCCCUGCGAUCGAUGAUGGAUCCGAGCUCGUACACCUUGACAAACGGCGGAUCAAGCAUAAAGAGUCCGACGAGCUCUCAUUCCGGCGGAAGUGGAAGGGAGAAGGGUAGGGUCAGGCCAAUUCACGAUUUGAGGUGGAGAUUCCAAGACGAAUCACAGUUUCCGCGACCAAGAGAAUUCACUGGCGGACAAAAAAGAUACCGCGCUGGACGAGGCAGCAGUGUGCCAUUGGAUUUGAGCGCGUUCGAAUGA